AUGGGACUAUCAUCCUUGCUCAAAAUUUUGCCGAAGCCCUGAGAAAAGGGAAAAAGGUGAGACAAAUGUUUGAUGAGGAAAUUGCGAAUGAUAAAAAGAACAUGAAAUUUCUUGAAGAUGUCGCAAAACUAGCAGCUGAAUGCUUGAAAAUGGAGGAUAAAAUGCGUCCAGAAAUGGUUGAAGUCGCGGACAGACUUAGGACAAUUAGAAAGGCCUACCGCCACCACAAGGGCAUAAAUGCUACAGGUAGCAACUCUGGACUUCCUAAAAGUGGAAAGGCAGAGGACGUGAUACCAUUAGUGGUACCAUCCAUUUCCAUGGAUAAACUGAAGGAAGUAACCAGGAACUUUAGCAUUGAUGCUCUAAUAGGACAGAGCUUACAGAUUAAAUUCUUUUUUGGAGUGCUGAAAGAUGGACGUAAAUCCAUGAUCAUGAAGAUUAGGCCUACUACAGAAAUUGUUUUGGAGGUUCCGGUGGUCUCAAGAUUCAGACAUGAGAAUGUUCUCCAGCUUCUCGGACACUGUGUUGAAGGAGACAACCGGGUUCUUGCUUGCGAGUACGCAUCCAGGGGAUCCUUGCAAGAUAUUCUUCAUGGUAAAAGCAAUGUUUCGGGAGCUGAACGAGGACCUGUUCUAUCAUGGACGCAACGCAUGAGGAUUGCCAUGGAUGCUGCAGCUGGGCUUGAGUUCCUCCACGAGAAAGCACAGCCUUGCAUAAUCCACAGUUGCAUCAGGUCCAGCAACAUAUUUCUCUUUGACAGGGACGUUGCAAAGAUUGGUUGGCCUGGUGUUUCCAGACAGGCUAACUACUGCACAGAAGCUGUCUGUUUUGUUUCUCGUGGUUAUGACGCGCCUGAGACUGUAACGGGCGGUCAACAUUCUACGAUGAGCGAUGUCCACAGCUUCGGGGUUGUCCUGCUAGAACUUUUAACCGGUCGAAAGGAACUUGAUU
Triticum aestivum (bread wheat) is the source of this 951-nucleotide messenger RNA. RefSeq names its product putative wall-associated receptor kinase-like 16. Gene Ontology annotation, biological process: cell surface receptor signaling pathway; protein phosphorylation. Gene Ontology annotation, molecular function: ATP binding; protein serine/threonine kinase activity. The record is from RefSeq and is a predicted model, not a curated record. Gene Ontology annotation, cellular component: plasma membrane. NCBI's taxonomy places the organism in Eukaryota, Viridiplantae, Streptophyta, Magnoliopsida, Poales, Poaceae.